CAUCUUAAUUCCUCUUGGAUUUUGAUUGUUGAACAUUGAUUGUGCUGAUUCAUUGAUCUUUACAAUCAAUUUCUACUGUAGUUAACUAAUCAACAACUUUUACAUCGCUCUUUUAAUUAGAUCAACUAUUCGCUAUUCACUUGUUACUUUAAACACCAGUAAGUUAGUUAAUUAACUUGAUUAAGUUGUGGAAUUGAUUAAUCAACGUGACAUAAAACAAAAUGUACAAUAUUUUUAAAUUGGCUUUGUUUCUGAUCUUUGUUGAAUGUGUUCACAAUGAUGCAGAGAUGCUCCGUCCUAAUUUGGAUCGCUAUCUGAUUGCUGAUAAUUGUAUCACUUACUUACAAAAUCAAAUUAACAAGGAGCUACAAGCCAGUCUUGUCUAUCUUAACAUGGGAUCGUAUUUUGGUUCUAAUUCUGUGGCUAGAAAAGGUUUUUCCAAAUUUUUCCAUGAAUCCUCAAAGGAGGAAAAUGAUCAUGCACGUAAGCUAAUUGAUUACAUGAGCAGAAGAGGAGCCAAAGUAUCAACAUUUGAUGUUCAGAUGCCAACCAAAGAUACUUGGCCUGAUGGUAAAACCGCACUUGAAGAUGCUUUGAUCCUCGAGACUCGAAUCAACAACGAAAUUCAUAAAGUUCAUUACAAAGCUGAACACGAAUGUAAAGAUCCCCAUUUGAUGGAUUUUCUUGAAACUGAAUUCAUGGAGGAACAAAUUGAUUCAAUUAACCAACUUAAACGUUUGGUUGCCAUCAUCUCCAAAAUGGACUCAGGGAUGGGUGAAUAUCUAUUGGAUCGUCAACUUUUAGCUGGUUCCGUUGGUAAAGAUGAACUUUAAACAUCUCGGAAACGGAAUUGAUGAGAUUACUCUUGAUGAUGAUUUUGUCACAGAUGAUGAUGAUUAUAAUAGUUAGACUAAUAUAUAUUUCCACAUGAAAUAAUGAAUCACUUUAUCCUUUCCAAUAAAAAAACACACCAAUUCAAACGUUA
Molecule: messenger RNA, 985 nt
Organism: Panonychus citri (citrus red mite)
Lineage: Eukaryota; Metazoa; Arthropoda; Arachnida; Trombidiformes; Tetranychidae
Product: ferritin heavy chain-like
Exons: 5
Coding region: 222-833 (203 amino acids)
Biological process (GO): intracellular iron ion homeostasis; iron ion transport
Cellular component (GO): cytoplasm
Molecular function (GO): ferrous iron binding; ferric iron binding
Source: RefSeq, a predicted model, not a curated record